Molecule: messenger RNA, 1558 nt
Organism: Durio zibethinus
Lineage: Eukaryota; Viridiplantae; Streptophyta; Magnoliopsida; Malvales; Malvaceae
Product: hypersensitive-induced response protein 2
Cellular component (GO): mitochondrion
Source: RefSeq, a predicted model, not a curated record
CAAUUUCAACUUUAAGAAAAUAUCCGACCUAACUCAGAACUUUAAAAUGAAAAUCAAUUCUCUAAAAUCGAAUCGCAUCUCAAUCCGAUGGAUUCGAGUAAAUUUACCCUCUUUGUUCUGAUCCAUGUCGAAUGAGAUAAGCUCGUAGAGAAAAUCAAUAAUUAUUAGCUUAAUUAUUAUCCUAAACUUGCUCAAUCAAACUAAAUUGAGGGCAAAAUGGCCAAUUGUUGGGAGUUGGGACCAUAAGAAAAGCCCACUGCAAUUUUCAACAAGUGGAUGUCGUCGUCUUUCUUCAAAAUUGCUUAGUUUUAAUCGAGUUUUCGAUUUCAUUAUUUGCGAGCAAAGCACGCUGCAAAAGCACACUCUCUUUUAUUGCAAUCUUAAAUUUUCUUUAGAAAAUGGGGCAAGCUAUUGGGUGUAUUCAAGUGGAGCAGUCAACUGUAGCUAUAACAGAAACCUUUGGGAAGUUUGAUGAUGUGCUUGAACCUGGUUGUCAUUGUUUGCCUUGGUGUUUGGGAAAACAGGCGGCUGGUAUUCUCUCCUUGCGUGUGCAGCAACUGGAUGUUCGAUGUGAAACAAAAACCAAGGAUAAUGUGUUUGUUACUGUGGUUGCUUCUAUUCAGUACCGAGCCUUAGCAGAUAAGGCUCAAGAUGCUUUCUAUAAGCUCAGCAAUACCAGAGCCCAGAUCCAAUCCUAUGUCUUUGAUGUUAUUCGGGCAAGUGUUCCUAAGUUGGAGCUGGAUUCAGUAUUUGAGCAGAAGAAUGAUAUAGCUAAAGCUGUGGAAGAGGAACUUGAAAAGGCCAUGUCACAUUACGGAUUUGAGAUAGUUCAGACUCUUAUUGUGGAUAUUGAACCAGAUGAGCGUGUGAAGAGGGCAAUGAAUGAGAUAAAUGCUGCUGCUAGACUGAGGGUGGCUGCCAAUGAGAAGGCUGAAGCAGAGAAGAUAUUGCAGAUCAAGCGAGCAGAAGGAGAUGCUGAGUCAAAGUAUCUAGCUGGGCUCGGUGUAGCUCGGCAGCGUCAGGCUAUUGUAGAUGGACUUAGGGACAGUGUGCUGGCCUUCUCUGAGAAUGUACCUGGGACAACAUCAAGGGAUGUCAUGGACAUGGUCCUUGUGACACAAUACUUUGACACAAUAAAAGAGAUCGGCGCGUCAUCAAAGUCCAACUCUGUUUUCAUUCCACAUGGGCCAGGUGCUGUAAGAGACAUUGCUACUCAAAUCAGGGAUGGCCUUCUUCAAGCCAGAACCACUGAGUAGCCUCAAGUCCUUGCAUGGCAUUUUGGACAACCCAGCUAUCCAGCUUUAUCAACCCAGCAUCUGCUGGAUGUAAAACGCUUCCUGGUAUAAUAUAUUCUUAAUCAUUCUACUUAAUAACAGGAGUGAUAAUUGAAGCUUGGCCAACGGUUAUCAUCCUUAUUAGACUUUAUUGUAAGUACGAAAAGAAUGGUAUUAGACUAGUAGUAUAUGCUUUUUAAUAAAUUGGGCGUUGAGCUUUGUUAUUGCACCUAAAGAAAACGACACAGACUGAUUUUAAAUGCGUAUAAAUUUUUUAUUUCUUA